AAGUUUGUGGAGCAAAUGUGUGAAGCAUUUUGGGACCACCUGAAAGAACAACUGUCAAACACUCCUCCUGACUUCUCUUGUGUUCUUGAGCUUCUCAUCAAUAUUAAGCAUAUCUUGAUAACACUGCUAUUACCACGCCAGACUGGUCUAAGAAAUGAGAUUGAAGAAACUCUGAACAUGGAUCUCCUUAAACAGGAAACAGAACAUGGAACUCUGGAUUUUCCUCUUCUUUCUACCAAUAUCCUCCAUGUGAUGGCCUUAUUAUGUGUGCCAUUUCGAGAUGAAGCAGUACAGAAUCUAGAGAGCAUAAAAGAUCCUGUGGAGUUACUGAGGGGUAUCUUCCAGGUUUUGAUCCUGAUGAAAAGGGACAUGGCAAAUUAUACUAUCAGGAAUGUUCAACCAUAUUUACAGGAACAUUCUUUCCAGGAUGAACGAGAUGAAUUUCAGAAACUCCUCAACAAGCAGCCCAAUCUCCUUAAGCGCACCACAAAAUGGAUAACCAGAGCAGCAACUGACCUCAUCACACGGAUGCGUGCUUCAAAUGCUCCCAGCACCUCCCUUAGUAUGGCAUUAUCAUUUCCAGUCACAGAAGUUAACCCAGAACCUCCUAGUCUCACAAUGGUGUUAUACCAAGGCUACCUGAACCUUGUUCUCAGAGAUCACGGAAAUGAAGAAUUUCCUGAAACUCUGAUGAUGGACAGAGCACGACUACAGAUCAUGAAGGCGAAGUUGUACGAUUUAACUAUCCUGGCCUCAGUUCUGCUAGUAGCAAAAAGUUUCUCUUAUGGUGUUUUAUUCAGCUCACCCAAAUUUGUGGAAAAACUGAAAUGCAUAACCAUGGCAUUAACUGAAGAUUUUAUCAUCGAGCCUGAAGAAGUUAUGCGACGUGUAAGUGAACAGGUGUCUGAAGAAAUCCAUCAAGGCCUCAAGGACAAAGGUCUCAAAGCUUUGAGCCGUAAAAAUAGAGCAUCUCUUGUAGGCCAACUCCAGAACAUUGCUAAGAAAGAAAACGAUGUUCGUAUCAUUAUUGAACAACGAAUCCAUUUGUUUCUCAAACGUUGUCUGGUUCGUGGCAUGCAGGAAUCUCUUAUAAAUUCUGCUGGAGGCCUUCUUUUCAUUGAAGCGGAGUUGGCUGAACUAGGCUGGAAGUUUGUCAACCUAAUGCACCAUAAUCAGGACGUAUUUAGUCCAUACUAUGCUGACAUCCUAAAAGAUGUUCUCUCCUCACCAAAUCUGGAAGAAAAUGAUAUGUAACCUGUCAAAUAG
Molecule: messenger RNA, 1266 nt
Organism: Jaculus jaculus (lesser Egyptian jerboa)
Lineage: Eukaryota; Metazoa; Chordata; Mammalia; Rodentia; Dipodidae
Product: T-complex protein 11 X-linked protein 2
Exons: 7
Biological process (GO): regulation of sperm capacitation
Cellular component (GO): acrosomal vesicle; sperm flagellum
Source: RefSeq, a predicted model, not a curated record